Molecule: messenger RNA, 2604 nt
Organism: Fulvia fulva
Lineage: Eukaryota; Fungi; Ascomycota; Dothideomycetes; Mycosphaerellales; Mycosphaerellaceae
Exons: 2
Coding region: 1-2604 (867 amino acids)
Biological process (GO): protein deubiquitination
Cellular component (GO): cytosol; nucleus
Molecular function (GO): cysteine-type deubiquitinase activity; cysteine-type endopeptidase activity
Source: RefSeq, a predicted model, not a curated record
AUGAGCGGCGUGCAUCGAUUCCUCAGUCGGCGAGAGAAGAAGAAUCCGCGACAUUCAUCACCCCACCAUACGGACAAAUUCGGCUCUGACCCACCACCACCUGUGAACAAACCUGACCACUUUGGUGCUGUCUUUACGAUCGAGGAUGAUCCGAAAGUCAAGCCCGACAAGGAGGAGGAGGAGCGCAAGAUCCAGGGAGUACUCGAAAGAUUGCGGGCUUAUGGCGUCAACACCAUGGUCGAAUCGAAUGCACGAUAUGCCCUCCGCGUCGUGUCACCGCAAGGCAAUGGCGAAGAGGCGUUCAAGCUGUUGAUGCUCCUGGAAGACACAUACGAGGGCAUUGUGACACCCUACAGUCCGCCUACAAAGCUACUGGGCGCCGUGAACAGGGAGAACGUCACAUGCUACCUCGAUGCAUUACUAUUCGCCAUGUUCGCACGUCUGGACAGUUUCGAGGCCAUGCUAUACGAAAACUUUGACGACAUCCCGCGGAAGAAGCUGGCAGGCCUCUUGCGGUUGUGGGUCAAUAUGCUCAGGACGGGCAGGCUCAUCGCCACGGACAUUACUAGGCACAUGCAAGAGUCAUUGGCAGCUUGCGGUUGGGAAGGUGCAACUCAACGCGAGCAGCAGGAUCCGUCAGAAGCGUUUGGAUUCAUCACCGGCAAGCUUGAGUUACCUCUACUAACGUUGAAAAUGGACCUACAUCAUGCUGGCAAGGAGGACCCGCAGGACGACCACAAGUUUAUCAAUGAGCGAUUGCUAGAGGUAGCCAUCCCAGAGGAACCAGUACAGGGCAGCAAUGUCAUCACAUUGGAGGAUUGCUUGGAGCAUUACUUCAAUAACCGCAUUGAAGUAAAGCGGCACAUGGAGAACCAACGGCGUAGCACGCUGAAGUCGGCAGAAGCAGGCGACUCGAAAGACCCAUACAUGUGGCCUGCGAAAGUGGAGAAGGACAGCGGCCUUCACGUCGAAGUAGCAGAGAUUGGCAGCGCAUCGGACACGCCUUUGGUGCAGACGCCCACUGCCGAAACGCCCAUGACACCAGUUGUGACUAAGGACCCACUGGAAAGAGUGAGACCAACUGCUGGCCGGAAACGUGGUGACAGUAUCUUUAGUUCACGCAAGAUAUUACUAGAAGGCAUCGAUCCAGAGACAGGAAAGGUGGACAACGAAGGUCUUCCCGAAAUCAGAGAACGGAAGAUGAGUACACGGACAGAGGUACUCAUGCCAGCUUGGCAAUUCUUCAAACUGCUUCCAUGGUAUACGGAUCACAUGCCGACAACCGAUGCACAAGUCGCAGCACACUUCAGCAAGAAGCGACCGGUGCUGGGAAUCUGCCUGAAGCGAUACGCAUUCACGAACGAGGGUCAGUCGACAAGACGUAGCACAUACGUCGACAUUCCUCUCGAGAUACAGGUGCCGAACUUUGUCAGCGACGAAAAUAUGCAGGACGAGGGUCCUCUCGUAACCAACUUCCGGCUUCUUCUGCAAUCCGUGGUAUGCCAUCGUGGCCACUCGACGCACUCCGGCCACUAUGUCUGCUUGACUCGUGGCAGUGCCACCAACGCAACAGACAGCCGCAGAAGCAGCUCGGAUAGUGAGGACAUCGAAGAUCCUUGGAUGCGGUUCGACGAUCUGGCUCGGGAAAGGGUCACAUAUGUGGACAUUAGGCAAGCCCUCAAGGACGAGACGCCAUAUCUGCUCUUCUACCAAGUACAGCCGAUAGGCGACGACGGGCACUCCAUACAUGAGCUCCCUUCGUACGCCGAGGCUACUUCAAGAUCACAGUCCGAUCUGGUGCCUUCGGAGAAGCCAUAUCUCAAUGAGCAGCUGGGUUCUGAGAACGCACUCGAGCAAGUUCCAUCGAAUGCCAUGUCGACAGGCGACGGGGUAGGAUCCGAUAGCAUUGACUGGGCAGCCACAACAUCGGGUAGACCAAGCCUGGAAAUCAGCGCGGCGCUUGAAGAUCGCCGGGGUAGACGCAGUUUCCAAGGAGACGAGCGACGAAAAAGCAUAACUUUCGACACCUCCAGUUACGCAGGCAGCAUUCGAACAGAUCCCACGGUCUCGGUGCCCUCAACGCCAGCCGAUGAAAAUCCGCCAACGGAGAAGAAUGGCAACAGCUUUCUUGCCGUGGCCAACAUGAUCUCCAGCUCUCGCCGUGGCAGCAAGCCCUUGAAUGGCAAGUCGAAAUCACGACCAACCAGCGCAGGGCCGGAUGCGAAUGGCGGUCGAUUCAGUCUGAACAUGACCAAACUCACCCAGCGGAUGAGCAGGAACAGCGAAAGUCAUGACAAGCCUCCUGUACCCACACCCGACCACUCGGCGCCACCAGAAGAACCACCUGCGACUACGACCGUCACUGAGAGCCUUCCAGACGAUCCAGUCUCGACAAGUGAUAAGAACAGCGUGGGACAUGUCGAAGACGCCAGCAGAGAGAGCGUCGAUACUGUCAAUGCGGAGACCAAGACUUUGAAGCCUCCUCCAGCCGCGAACCCAGCAGAAACAAAGCCCUUGACCAAGAAGGAGAAGGAGAUCCUGAAACGAGAGAAGAGGAAGAACAAGAAACACGGCGAGGAAGAUCGUGAUUGUGUGAUGAUGUGA